AUGAGUGAGUCCGAUCUUCCGAUCGACGAACUGAUGGAAAGUCUGGACACUGAUAGGUCCGGGACAGUAAGUGCCGAAGAACUUUUCGCAGCUCUUGAAGGAUCAGGGCUUAGCCUGGAUGAUAUAAAGGAUUUCAUUGCCACCAUUGACAAAGACGGUGAUGGCCAGCUUGACCGGGAAGAACUGCGGGCCUUUUUCAGAGCAAUAGGAUACUAA
Molecule: messenger RNA, 216 nt
Organism: Dibothriocephalus latus
Lineage: Eukaryota; Metazoa; Platyhelminthes; Cestoda; Diphyllobothriidea; Diphyllobothriidae
Source: the annotation of a GenBank genome assembly